ACUUCGUUUUGACUUAAACGGGCACUAAGUUACAAUUUACGCACUAUUAAAUAUUUUUGAGUUGCACCAUUCAACUUAGUUGAAGCGUAACGUUACGUAUAAACUAAAUAUUUACGGAAGCCUCCCGUCAGGAGUAACUGUAGGAAUAAAAUAGCAAAAUCACUGAACUAGCGCGCCUCCGUGUGCGCAUCCAUCUGCCUGUGUUGUGGAAUGUCAAAAUGAAAUCAUUUUAUAUUUCAUUGGCGGUUGGCAGUAAACUGAAGUCACGUAUAACAUGUCAUUUAUAAUGAUUUUAUUAUGCUGUAUUGUUUUAAAUAAAAAAAUAUAAAUCUUGUUUAAUUUGAAAUAUUUAAUACCUAUUAUGUUAUUCAUAAUUAGGUAGUAUUGUAUUUAAUAAAAACGUAUUUUUAUGUUAUGUAAAAUAAGUUUAAAUCAAAAAUGUUUUGAUAUUCAGAACAUUUCAACACAACUUUUCCUCACGAAUUCAAAGGCUGCUAUUGGACUGUUGAAUGUAAACGUCAUAUUAUGCGACUACGCAUUACUUUACGGAGAGUUUACGAACUACUUUGCCUUAAGACCAAAUGGUGCAACCGAAUAACGUACAGAUUUAGUUACAAACUAGCUAGUAGUUACAAAGCCUCUAGUGUGGACUUUACCUUCUCAUUUAAGAAAGAACUUACGAAUGGCUGGUGCAACCCUAACCUGUUCACUUCUUUAAAAAUGAUCUGUAUCAGUGUUAUAGAAACUACAAUACUGGCUGAAGAUGAUGCGUUAUUGGGGUGAGCUUCCUGUAGCUUCAGCGCCUUCAGGUCGCAGUUCUUUUGACCUUCUGCAGCGUGAGUUUCGUCAGGUGGAGAUGCAAGAUCCUCCACUUCAUCAGCCAUCUGCACAGCGUCCACGUCCCACCACCAUGCUAGAUAUCCCCUCUGAGCCCUGCAGCCUUACCAUUCAUACUGUGCAGCUGAGCCAACAUGCUCGUCGCCUCAGGGGACUUAUUGUUGCAGCUCAGCAGGGCCAGCAACCCCUGUCUACUUCAUCAGAACCCCAGGGUGUCUUCAAAUCAGAAGACGGGGACCCUCUGCCUCCCCGGCCUGCAACACCAACUGUACCAGAUGAUAUUUUGCCUUUGGACAGUAAAGCCCCCCGGCAACCAUUUCAGUUACGACACAGUGACCCAGAGACUGACUUCUACAAAGGUAAAGGUGAGCCAGUGACAGAGUUGAGCUGGCCAUCUUGUCGUCAGCUUCUAUACCAGUCAAUUGCAACAGUGCUCGCUCAUGCUGGGUUUGAGUCAGCAAAUGAGAGUGUGCUGGAGACUUUGACUGACCUGGUCCAUGAGCACUACCUGCGACUCACCAAGCUGCUGCGUGUAGCUGUGGACAGGGAGGCCUGCCAGGGCUCUACUCAUUUCCCUGAUGUGGUUGAACAAGUCUUCCAUGAGAUGGGCAUUGGUAGUAGUGUCUUGGCACUUCAGCGCUUCUGGCAGGUUCGCAUCAAAGAUUACCAUAGCUACAUGCUGCAGGUCUGUAAGGAGCUCUCAGAAGAGUAUGAGAUGCUGGUAAAUCCUGAAAGAGCUGUGGAGGAAUCCAAACCACUGAAGGUUAAAGAGGAGCCAGUUAGUAACAUUGCAUUUCCUCUGAGUGAGGAACCAGAAGCGGAUCUGGCGUCUGGUGACCAGGCUCUGCCCAUCAGUGUCCUAGGUACUUCCAGCGAAAGACUGACUGGAGGGCUGGAGGAAGGCCAGUCACCUCAUACAUCAGGCACAGCAGGUAACAGCUCUCCCUUAUGGCAUCUAGCCCAGGUGAAGAUGGAACCCCAUGACAGUGAGGAGGGCCAGGUAUCGGGUCAUGGGGUACUAGGAGGUGAUGUCUUCGAAGAAGGACCCAUGUCCACCAUGAGUGAGGCUGGCAUCCCUCCAUCUCCUGGUGGUUCAGAAGGCAGUUGUGUGUCCCAUUCACCAGACUCACUUAUGGGCACAUCACCUUUUGCUCAGCGCCCUAAGAAACGAAUGAGAAAAGUAUAAUACAGUUUCGUCUUCUAAACAAAGAUACUGAAAGCACUUCCACAAUGAUUUUGAUGAACAGUACUGUUGGGACUAGACAAACCUAUCUUUGAGUAGUAUACGUAUGUUAGUGGAAUUGAAGGAAAGAGACAAAUAAUGUGUUUGAAUUGCUCCCCUCAGCAAAUAGCAGCUGGUCACUGUUUUACCCCAUUGAGAGGGACAAUUACUUGUUUGCCAUAGUAAAAUUAGCAUUUGUUUAUUGUAACGAAACAAAGCAGGGAGCACAACACAGGGAGUAAUUAUAGCCUGAUGUUUGCUUCAAAACACACAGGGACAUCAAUCAAAGGAUAAUGGCAAAUUAAUUACAGCAUGCAUAAAUCUGUAUGGUAAAUAAGCAGGCCAUUUCAUUACAUGCUCACAUUGCCAGGCGUCACAGAGAAGGUUUAUCUCCUAGCCACCUGUGCCAAAAAACGGUUUUGCUAAAUACACUGGUUUAGAGACAAUUUAUCUUCUCACCCUCACCAGGUAUCAAAGCAUUCUGGCUAUUAAACAGAAGGAAGAGAGACUACAUAUCUCAGUGGGCUUUGAUUAUCUGCUGCACGGGCAGUCAUUUUCCAACUAACAAAAAAUCCUUCAGAGAAACUUAACUUCACAUAACAUCCUUUCAGUUAAUGCUUAGAAUCAUAGGGUGAAAGUCUUCAAGGUUGCAGUUGGCCUCAAAAGAAAAAAGUAAUUGCAGUAAGGGGUGCUACGGUUUUGCAUAAUGGGUUUGCGAUGUCACAAUGCAUAAAACAAUAAAAAAAUCGUAAUGGUUCUGAAAAUAAUUUGUAUUUUCUCUGGGCAAAUGCUAUUUUAAAUGUCCGCAGCUUGUUUUGUAAUAAAUAAAACCCUAUUUGUGCAUGUGUUUGUGUAAAGUAUUUCUAUUCUGUUCUACUGUUCUGCUUCUGUAUGCACUUCUUCUGUAUGCUCUUCUGAUCUGCUUCAUAAACUAGGCUUUAGCAAACUAAAAAGUUUUACAUUUCUUGU
Triplophysa rosa is the source of this 3028-nucleotide messenger RNA. RefSeq names its product SPT7 like, STAGA complex subunit gamma (gene supt7l). Gene Ontology annotation, molecular function: transcription coactivator activity; protein heterodimerization activity. Gene Ontology annotation, cellular component: SAGA complex. The coding region runs from base 764 to 2023 and encodes 419 amino acids. The record is from RefSeq and is a predicted model, not a curated record. Lineage: Eukaryota; Metazoa; Chordata; Actinopteri; Cypriniformes; Nemacheilidae. The transcript is spliced from 5 exons.